AUGUGCUACCCUGAAGCUGUUGUCACCAGCUCUGGGAAAGGUUCCAAAGAAACAAGUGACAGCGAGGGCAAGAGACCAGAACUGACUUUCUGUCAUCGGGAGGAUCCUGACAAAGGCCGAGAAGACUCAGGAGUUGAAGCCCCGGCCUUCCUUUUCUGUACUCUCUUCUCCACUGCAGCCAAGUAUUCUGAGUCUGAAACCUGGCACCUCACUUGCCAGGACAGGCAGUUCCCUGGCCCUGCCUUUCGGGUAGAGCUACCCAGCUACUGGAACAAACUGAGAAUGCACAGCCAGAGUGCCGAGCCCUGGACUCCGGACCACUCUCUCUAGCUUCUCACAAGCCUCCCUCUGGCCUCUUGUCUUUGGCUGCAGGUCCCCAGCUUGAGAACAAGAUGGGAAAUACUUCUUCUCAUACUCUGUCUGCUCCAUGGUUCAUCCAUGACCCCUCCACGCAGAAGGUCCCAUUCCAGAUGGCUGCAGGCUGGCUCUCCUCAGUUCAGGACCCAUCUCUACACUGUGGAAGCACACACAGCUCCCACACCCCUUUGCUGCUGGAAGAACUCCCUUUCAGGUACAAAUGCAUUGAGAGGCCCACGGCUGGUGACUGGGAACACUGGGGGAGCUGUCACCAUUCAUUGCCAUUAUGCCCCCUCCUCAGUCAACAGGCAUCAAAGAAAAUACUGGUGCCGCCUGGGGUCUCCAUUGUGGAUCUGUCACACUGUCGUGUCCACCAACCAAUACACUCACCCCGACUAUCGUGGACGUGCGGCUCUCACUGACGUUCCACAGAGCGGUUUGUUUGUGGUGAGGCUGCUCCAACUGUCCCUGGGUGAUGUGGGACUUUACCGAUGCGGCAUAGGAAACCGAAACGACAUGCUGUUCUUCAGCGUGAAUCUGACUGUGUCUGCAGGUCCAUCCAACACCACCUAUGCAGCAGCACCAGCUUCCAGUGAGCCCACCACAGCAUCUCCUGGAGCAGCAUCCUCAGCAGGCAACGGAUGGACCUCAGGCAUCACCCAGAUCCUAGAAGGCUCAGGCUCAGAAUGGGACAGAACAGCUCCAACCACAGGUACCAGCAAAACUACAUCUUCAGCCAAUGGAAGACAAACCUUAAGAACAGUCAGGACAAUGGUUCCAGGGACAGGCAGCAGAGAGGAGGGCUCUAUCAAGGCAGCAGUCCCCACUCCAGAGGGUCCGUCUCCAAAAUCAAGAAGCAUGUCCAGCACAACACAGGGCGUUUGGCUGUGGAGCACUAGGAACUCAGUAGCAACCAGUGUUACCACGAGCGAGGGAAGGAGGCAAGGCACAACCCCAGAGACUGAUGGGCCACGAGAUGAAACAGACGUCAGCAUGUCUCCAGAAGCACCCAGGAAGACCACAGGAACCACGAGGCCAUCGGCCCUGAUCUCAGAACAUGUGACCUGGGAAACUCUCCAAGACAAAACAGAAGUGUCUAAGCAACAAAUGCUGCACUCCCUGGAGGAGUUAUCACCAGCUCCAAGUGCACAGACCUUAAAUGCUACCUGUUUGGAAGUGGCAUCCGAGGAAGGAAGGAGCAUUGAUGGGAGUCUAGAAAACACUACGGAAGAAAGCAGCCCCCCAACCCCAAGCCAGCCUUCAGUAGCAGGCCCUGUGUGGGUUUCUGGCAAGGGGACAUCCAUGAAGAGUGCUCUGACAGAAGGAGAAAGCCACACUCGGAUCCUGACUCCAGUCUCCACUGUGCUGGCCCUGCUUCUAAUUGCUGCUCUAAUCCUAUUGAAAAGGAGCCUUGGCAGACAGAGGACCUCUCAGAAGAAAGGAAGGGUACCCAGGAUCACUCUAAUUCAGAUGACACAUUUCGUACCAGAUAAGCUCCCUGAUGAGGGAAAGAACUUUCAACAGAGUGACCUUCUUCCUCCCCAAGCCAGCCUGACCGUCCUGGAGAAUGACCCAAGAGCCUGAUGAUGGGCAGGUAAAUAGCUCAGUCACCAUGAAGGGAAGACCAAACCCAAACAGCUUCAUCCUCUUCUCCUUCCCCUCCACCUACACGAAGCUAACUGAGUUCAGUCUCCACCUGGAGACAUAGGAGCAUACCAGCUUGGGCCUCAGAAGGCCAGGCAUUCUCUGAAGCUAAAGAUGACAAUACAAGGACUCAAAGAAGUCUUCAAGAAAGGUCUCGAGGUCUGACUGUUCUUCAGCUGCCUAGCCUUCUGUCCCUUACAAGCUUUUCUUUCAGAGAGGAGUGUGCUGGGGUGAGAUAGCUCCAGAAACAGCAGUGUGCAUCACUGCUGCCUCUGGGCACCUUUCCUUCUCUCUGCCUGUUAGUACUAAGCCUGCUGCUCACAUUUAACAGUAUUCUCAUAUACCAGGCUUGCCUGAGCAAGCACAACCAUAACUCCUUAAGGACACUAAUUGUAUUUAAUCUAUUCCACUACAUCUCCAGUGGGACUUCAGCAAAUUAAACACCCAUAACUGUUUGGCUGGGGAUGGCAUGGACUUAGUGGGCACUGAGGAUCCUCCUGGCAAGAGUUCUGAACACCCAAGGGUCUCCAUUCAUUUUGUUUGGGGGUUCACUAGAUGUUGUGUCAGUAUGUAGUCUCUGCAUGAGACAGGAAGAAAGAGCCUCCACUCUUCAUAUCGUAACUCCCUAUUUGACUCUGUUCUCAUUACACUGUAGGUCUUUGGGCCAGGUCAAGAUUUUCUGGGAUUUCCCUAAAUGAUGGAAGAAAGGGGUACUUUUCAUUAUCAAUCUCCUCUUGUUCCACUGUUUAUGAAUCUUUUGUAUCAAAGGCUGUGGACAAGGCUGGAGAUGGUUUGGGAAAGACAGAAGGACAAAUGAGAGGAAUUUUUUGUGAAUUCUGUCUUAUAACAGUAUCUGUUGGGGAACUUUUCCCCACUGUUGAGCCCACCAUCUUUUCAGCAAUCACAACUGGUAUUUUCUUUACCAGAUAUGCUAGCAAGUGCUCUGUAUUCUGUACUUGGGCAGUGCAGGCAUUGAGCAACAUAAGCUGUAGGGGAAGAAAAGUCCCAACACCAAUUUAAGAACUGUCACACUGACGUUAUCAGAAGGCUCAGUCUUGCCUUCUAAGCUGUCAGUGGCAUUAAGUCCUUCAGAAAUACCUAUUCACCUAUGUCCCCAGACACUGUACCAAGAAAGCCAAGGGAAAUAUCCACGGUCCUGAUGGGAAACCUGUCAUAAGUAAGUAGGCAGAUUGAAUGCAUCUAGCCAGGGGGAAACACAAAUCUUUGGAUGCUUAAUCUAGACAGUGGUUCUCAACCCUUGGGUGGGGUGUCAAAUGAUCCUUUCCCAAGGGUUGUACAUCAGGUAUUCUGCAUAUCAGAUAUUCAUAUAAUGACUCAUAGAAGAAGCAAAAUUAUGGUUAUGAAGAGGCAACAAAAAUAAUUUUAUGGUUGGGAGUCACCCCAACAUGA
This is a messenger RNA of Mus caroli (Ryukyu mouse), 3411 nucleotides long. The record is from RefSeq and is a predicted model, not a curated record. Lineage: Eukaryota; Metazoa; Chordata; Mammalia; Rodentia; Muridae.